AUGGCCGGGCUACAAACAAGCAAACGCCUGCGCAUCGGCGUCGACGUGGGUGGGACAAACACAGACGGUGUCAUCAUCGACCCGACACAGUCGUCGUCGCCCAACAAGGGCAUACUGGCGCACCACAAGGCGCCCACGACGACAAACCCAAGCGACGGCAUCAACGCUGCCAUCACGCACAUGUUCACGGCAUCUGACCCGCCCAUCAACCCGGCAGAUGUCGCCUCGGUCACCAUCGGCACGACGCACUUCGUCAAUGCUGUCGUCGAGCGGGACGCGCGCCGCCUGUGCAGGGUGGCUGUCAUUAGGUUGGCGGGUCCCUUUGGCAAGCAUGCGCCACCGUGCGUUGACUGGCCGGAUGAUAUGCGUGACUUGGUGCUGGGCUACUGGGGUAGCGUCGAUGGCGGUUUGGAAGUGGACGGCAACCUCAUCCGGGAACUCGACGAGGGUGCCGUUAGGGAGCAGUGCCGGGUUAUCAAGGAUAAGGGCAUACGGGCCGUGGUGAUCAACGGUGUUUUCAGUCCUAUUGACACUGUACAUCGGCAGGAAAACCGGGCAGCCGAAAUUGCGCGGGAGGUUCUGGGUACAGACGUCGAUGUGGUGUUGAGCAACGAGGUUGCGAAUCUGGGCUUCCUGGAGAGGGAGAAUGCCGCGAUUUUGAACGCUGCGAUCCUGCCCUUUGCACGCAAGACAAUUCGAUCAUUCCAGGACCCCGUGAGGAAGCUUGGCUUAGAAUGCCCUGUAUUUAUCACUCAGAAUGAUGGCACUCUGCUCGCAGGUGAAAUUGCCGCGAAGCUGCCCAUCAGGACCUUCAGCAGUGGGCCGACUAACUCGAUGCGUGGCGCGGCGUUUUUGAUCCAGGGACAAGAAAACCAAGAAGGCCAAGCAAUGAUGGUGGUCGACAUCGGUGGGACUACGACUGAUGUCGGGCUUCUCCUCGCAAACGGGUUUCCAAGGCAGCAAGCGGCUUAUAGCGAGCUCGCCGGUGUCAGAAUGAACUUCUCGUGCCCUGACAUCAAGAGCAUCGGCCUGGGAGGCGGGUCCAUCAUUCGAAAAGGAACAGACGGAAGGCCCACGACCGUGGGACCGGAUUCUGUCGGCUACAAGCUUACAAAAGAAGCGGUUGUCUUCGGAGGCGGUGUCCUGACCACGACAGAUGCGACUGUCCUGGCCAGUUCUGGUGUGAAGAUUGGCGAUCCAUCACUUGUCCAGGGAAAGCUUUCUGAAGACGAGCUGAGCGAGACUACAGCUAUCAUCAAACAAAAACUUGAGAAGGUCAUUGACAUGAUGAAGACCUCGCCUGAGGAUCUCCCGGUCCUGCUCGUUGGUGGAGGUGCCGUGAUAUCUCCAGAUGAGCUGAAAGGUGCAAGCAAAGUCCUCAAGCCCCGAUACUCAGGAGUGGCCAACGCCAUUGGAGCAGCCAUGGCGAGAGUCAGUGCCGUGGUUGACACAGUCAAAUCUACUGAGAACAAAUCAACCCAAAAGCUGUUGGGUGAGAUCUCGGCUGAGGCCAUUGAGAAGACUGUCGCUGCGGGUGCAUCACCAGAGUCUGUCAAGGUCGUCGAGAUCGAGACGCUCCCGCUGCAGUACAUCGCCAACAAGACAAGAUUCAUUGUUCGGGCUGCCGGCGAUUUCGACUUCUCGAGGACGGAUCUUGCCACUGUCCCGUCCACAAGUGAACAAGAGCCAACGACCAAUGACAUGGACCAGUACGAGAAGACAGCCAACACAAAUGGGUCCGAGGUCAAUGGCGCAAAGAAGGAUGAGUCACGAAAACAAGCGAUAGAAGUCGACCCAGAGACAUACCGCCCAACGGUCAAGAACCGUGUCUGGUACGUCAACGAAACUGACCUCGGCUGGAUCACCACAGGCUGCUACAUCCUCGGCACCGGCGGCGGCGGGUCCCCGUACCCACAUAUGGUGCGGUUGCGCCAGCUCCUGCGUGCCGGCGCGGUGGUGCGCGUCGUGUCCCCGGAUGACCUCAAAGACGACGACCGCGUUGGCUGCGGAGGCGGCAUGGGCAGCCCGACGGUCGGGAUCGAGAAGCUGCAAGGCGAUGAGAUGAUGCAGGCGCAGAUGGAGUUGGCUAAAAUCCUCCCUGAGGAGAAGCGGGCGACUCACAUGAUUGCGCUUGAGAUUGGCGGUGGCAAUGGGCUGCAGGGCAUGAUACUGGGUGCGUCGAGUAACAUGGACGUGCCGUGUGUGGAUGGUGACUGGAUGGGCAGGGCGUAUCCUACUAAGUGGCAGACUACGCCUGUGGUGUUCAAUGAGCGACAGCCUGUCUUCUGUCCGCUGUCCAUGUGUGACGGAAACGGAAAUACGAUCAUCAUGACCAGUGCCACGUCUGACCUUCAGGUGGAGAGGGCGCUGCGAGCUGCGUUGAGCCAGAUGGGCUCACAUACUGGCUGCGCCGAGGCUCCUUUGUCUGGUGCCGAGACACGACGCUGGGUUGUGGAGCACACCAUAUCUGCCGCGUGGAGGAUCGGCAGGGCAGUCGAGAAGGCGAGAAGAGCAAACAUUGUCGAUGAGGUCGCAGAAGAGAUCGUCAAAGAGGUUGGAGGCAACGAGGCGGCCAGGGUCCUGUGGAAGGGCAAGAUUGUGGGUGUCACGAGGACUCUGAGAAUGGGGCAUGUCUAUGGCGAGUGCCUCAUCGAGGGCAUGGACGUUGGCGAGGCAAAGGAAGGUGACAUUGGUGCCUUGAAAGGAGGACAAGGUAGAACCCAGUUUAAGGGGGUGAUUAAGAUCCCGUUCAAGAACGAGAAUAUCGCUGCGAUCAAGAUUCAUGACCAGAAUAAUGACGGAGACGACAGCGAGACAUUGGAGAAGCAAGAAGACGUGCUCUGCAUUGUCCCCGAUCUGAUUUCGGUCAUCGACGCGCAAAAUGGUGAGGCUAUUGGUACUCCAGAGUACCGAUAUGGCCUUCUCGUCACUGUUCUGGGAAUUGCGGCUAGUGACCGAUGGACCGGCUCAAAGAGGGGAGUCGAGAUUGGAGGGCCAGAGGGGUUCGGUAUACAUCAUCUCAAGUACCAACCACUGGGGAGAUUUGUAAAACCCGUCAGCGUGAUAGAUGAAUUCGAUGCCACUGACGAUGUGUAA
Molecule: messenger RNA, 3096 nt
Organism: Diaporthe amygdali
Lineage: Eukaryota; Fungi; Ascomycota; Sordariomycetes; Diaporthales; Diaporthaceae
Product: hydantoinase
Exons: 1
Coding region: 1-3096 (1031 amino acids)
Biological process (GO): glutathione metabolic process
Cellular component (GO): cytosol
Molecular function (GO): 5-oxoprolinase (ATP-hydrolyzing) activity
Source: RefSeq, a predicted model, not a curated record